This is a messenger RNA of Ilex paraguariensis (yerba mate), 1365 nucleotides long. The record is from the annotation of a GenBank genome assembly. Lineage: Eukaryota; Viridiplantae; Streptophyta; Magnoliopsida; Aquifoliales; Aquifoliaceae.
AUGGGGGCUUACAGAUAUAAUCGCAUGAGCUUUGGAGCAGAGAAGGUUAAAUCUUCUUCUUCGGGAGUUCGCCCAUCAGAACGUCGGAAGAGACGGUCGAACAAAGUCUUCAAGAACAGGGAAGAGAUAGAGAACCAAAGGAUGACUCACAUUGCCGUUGAAAGAAAUCGCCGGAGACAGAUGAACCACUACCUCUCUGGCCUCCGGUCCUUGAUGCCACCUUCUUAUUCUCAAAGGGGGGAUCAGGCAUCAAUUGUAGGAGGAGCAAUUAAUUUCGUGAAGGAGCUGGAACAACUCCUCCAAAUCCUAGAAGCUCAUAAGCAAAUUAAGCAACAAUCAAACACUUGUAACUCUUCUCUCUUUGCCAAUUUCUUUACUUUUCCACAAUACUCAACCUGUCCGACUGGCCACAACUCGGUGGUUGCCACCGAGUCGAUGGCUGACAAGUGGUCUCCGGUGGCUGAUAUCGAAGUGAACAUAGUGGAAAAUCAUGCCAACAUCAAAGUACUAUCAAGAAGAAGACCAAAGCAACUCUUGAAGAUGGUUAAUGGCUUUCACUCUAUAAACCUUACUCUCAUGCAUCUCAACAUCUCCACUGUUGAGAAUAUGGUACUCUACUCUUUCAGUGUAAAGGUUGAAGAUGACUGUCAUCUGACUACUGUUAAUGAGAUUGCAACCGCAGUGCAUGAGAUGGUCGCCAUGAUCCAACCAGAGCAAACUGAUAAAAAAUCGCAAGAUAAUCAAUCAGAACAAGUGCAGAAGCCGAGAGUGGCUACACGGACGAUAAACAACCAGAAGCUGAAUUCUAAAGGUUUGGAAGGCGGUGAAAUUUCAAUGGGUCUUAUGCUUUCUCCGAAAUCCGGCAUCGAGCUUAUGCAGAACUGUGAUUUGCCUCCACCCCUCAAAGUCUUUUCCGGCCCGGAUAAGAAAGUCAUACCACCCAUGAAUAGUUUGAUAGGCCAGGAAGAGGAGGCGGUGGCAUUUCCGAUGUCGAGAAGUGGGUCCGAGGGGGAGAAUUUGGAGCUUUUAAGGGCCUUGCGGCUAUCACAAACAAGAGCAAGAGAAGCAGAGAGGAAAGCUCAAGUGCUGGUUAAGGAGAGAGAUACUCUUUCCAAUGGUCUGAUAAAAGAAUCGGCUCAAUUGUUUGCUUACAGGCAAUGGGUGAAAUUGCUUGAAGUUCAAGUGUCUGUAUUACAAUGGCAGCAGCAGCAGCAAAAGCUAUUUGGCAGUUGUUAUGAAGAUUCAACGGAGGAAGAUGAUGCUAAUGAAGAAGGCAAGGGCAGGAUGAGAUGGUUCGUGGCUUUGGCCUUUUGUUUGGGUAUUGCUGGUUUUGGCCUUAUGUUUAAUUGGAGAUACCUGUUUUGA